UUUAUUCGAAUUUCGUCGUUUUUAAAGAAAAUGUCCCACAGCUCCAAAUUAUUAGCGGGUAUUUUGUGCGUCUUGUUAAUAAAUGUGCCAGCUAGAGGGCGUAGACUUUCGAGAGCCGAGAAAAAGUGCCUGAAAAAAUUCCCGGUUCUAGCCUACGACCCCUAUCAAGAACUGUGCUACCAAAAAUGCCUCUGGCGCCAUCAAGGUUUGAUAAAACAUAAUCAAUUGACCGCAAAUUCACUGAAAUUCGUCAGUGAAUUCAACGAAUUGUUCGGCAAGGAGAAAACCGCCAAAUUCCAGAAAUGCCUGGCCAAAAGUUUGACCCGAUUGACAAUCAAAGAUUGUUUCGAUAUGAUGAAAAUCAAAUCGUGCUUUUUGGAAGCCCAUAAAAGCACAUCCUCGCCCAGAUUCAUCAUUCUCGGUUCACUUUAUGUCAUAAAUUCCUUAGUUGGUUCCGUUGUACAGCCCUUGCAAGAGGGAAUUGUUAGCUGGCUCUAUGGAUUGGAACCAAAAUCAUGA
Molecule: messenger RNA, 519 nt
Organism: Phyllotreta striolata
Lineage: Eukaryota; Metazoa; Arthropoda; Insecta; Coleoptera; Chrysomelidae
Source: the annotation of a GenBank genome assembly